Gongylonema pulchrum is the source of this 1556-nucleotide messenger RNA. Lineage: Eukaryota; Metazoa; Nematoda; Chromadorea; Rhabditida; Gongylonematidae. The record is from the annotation of a GenBank genome assembly.
UUGCAGGUUGUUCGGGCCCGAUUUUUGGCCACCGAAUUGGGAAUACGUGAUAAGCUGGCUGUCAUUCUUUUGGGUCAAUCUUCGCUCACAGUAGCCCUGAAUGCUUCAAUCGGACGACAUCUGCCACAUCUGCAAUUAUUCGUUGAAAUUUCGCGCAUCGAUGGCGACAUAGCAGCGCUUCCAAAUCUUGCAGCCUACCGGCCCACUGGACAGCAGCAUCCGCUCAUUUCCAUCCUUGGUCUUAUCUUCAACAUGACAAUGCAUGAAAAGUACGAUUGGUAUUAUAUAAUGCCCGAUACAACUUAUGUAAAUCCGUUCGAACUUAUGCGAUUUGUGAAUCAUGUGAAUUGGAAUCGUCCGGUUGCAAUUGGAUACAAAGACGAUGAAGAUACGACAAGAUGCAGUUUACAAGCUGGAAUCCUCUUAUCAAAUCCGGCUAUGCAAUUGCUAAUGCAGCACCGGCAUUUGUGUAACUCAAUAUCAAGCAGUUCCGACCAUGCCGCAUUGGAAACAUGCAUACAUUAUGCAACAAAUCUUUCUUGUACCAACUUUUAUCAGGUUUAUUUUUUUUUUAUAGCUAAGCAGCACACAUCACUUGCAAUCGUCUUCAAUGUUUUUGAAAUUCAUAGAUCUCUGAGUGUUUCGCCGUUACUGUCCGAUGCAGAUGCGCAUGCACUUCAUCAGCACUUCCUUCACGUUGAGCUUGAUCGUAUCAGUAGCGAAAUUGACGUUUUAUCAGCUGAAAUUGCAUCACUGUCCGAUGAUAUAGCCGAUGGUCCAUCACAUCCGGCAGGCCUGCCACCAUUUUCGAAGCCACCAAACCGACAUCAGCACUUCCUUCACGUUGAGCUUGAUCGUAUCAGUAGCGAAAUUGACGUUUUAUCAGUUGAAAUUGCAUCACUGUCCGAUGAUAUAGCCGAUGGUCCAUCACAUCCGGCAGGCUUGCCAGCAUUUUCGAAGCCACCAAACCGACAUCAGGUUCCGAAAUGGCAGUUCUUUACGACCACAGAAAUUUUCAAAAAUGAACCAAAUCAAAAUGUUUAUGCGCUAAGCGGUGAUGAUAAAUUGGAUGUUGAGGAGAUAGUGGCCGCAGCACGAAAAUAUGUCGAAAAAAGCGGCCAUGAAAGAGAGGAUAGCGAGGAAUUUGUGCAACUUCGUAACGGAUAUCGGCUUUUUGAUCCGAUGCGUGGCAUGGAUUAUAUUGUCGAUCUACUCUAUCGUGGAAAUAAUGGUGUCCGAGUGCAUCGAAUUCAUCUGACACGAGGUAUUGCCAGCACUCAACUUUUGAAUCAGGUACCGUAUGUGAAGGAAGAUACGGAUUUGACGAUUGUGGUGCCACUUGGAACAACCGAAGAAGUGGGUGCUGUACGCCGCCUGCUUGCCCAUCAUGUACAUUUGUGUGAAUCAUCAUCUGGUGAUAAUCGACAGACACGCAUUGUUGUUGCUGUACGAGGCGUUGACCCAUCUGCUAUUCGACUAAUUAACAAUGAUGUUAUUGAACUCCGAAUACGGUAUGGCUUGUUUUUAGUAUUUAUAGAUCGGUUCCUAGCCUAAUU